Molecule: messenger RNA, 1761 nt
Organism: Eruca vesicaria subsp. sativa (arugula)
Lineage: Eukaryota; Viridiplantae; Streptophyta; Magnoliopsida; Brassicales; Brassicaceae
Source: the annotation of a GenBank genome assembly
AUGGAUGUCUCUGCGCUUUUAACGUCUGCUGGGAUUAAUAUUGGGAUAUGUGUAGUGCUUGUGUCGCUUUACUCGAUCCUAAGGAAACAGCCGUUCAAUUAUUGUGUUUACUUUGGGAGAAUGCUUUCUAAUGGAAGAGUUAAACGUAAUGAUCCUCGUUGGUAUGAGAGGUUUGCACCUUCUCCUAGUUGGCUUGUUAAAGCUUGGGAAACUACUGAGGAUGAGAUGUUGGCUUCUGCUGGUCUUGAUGCUGUGGUUUUCAUCAGAAUGGUCAUUUGCAGCAUUCGUAUUUUUUCAGUCGUUUCAGUCGUUUGCAUUUCCUUUGUUCUACCUGUAAACUAUUACGGACCAAUGAUGAAGCACCAGGAAGCUCAUCUGGAGCCAUUGUCAAUCUUCACUAUUGAAAACCUUAAUCCACGCUCAAGAUGGCUGUGGGUUCAUUGUCUUUCACUGUACAUCAUAACCUCUGCGGCAUGUGCUCUUCUUUACUUUGAGUAUAAGACCAUAGCCAGAAAGAGGCUGGCAUAUAUUACUGCAUCGUCCUCAAAGCCAAGUCAUUUUACCGUACUUAUGCGUGCUGUUCCUCAGUCUCCUGACCAAUCUUACAACGAAACAGUGGGACAAUACUUCACAAAUUACUAUGCACCAAGCUAUCUCUCGCAUCUAAUGGUCUACCGUGAUGGCCUCAUUCAGAGACUGCUGAAUGAUGCUGAGAAGAUGUGUCAGGCAAUAAAACAAGUUUCUCCUGAUGUAAGCUGUAAUCCGAGUAUUAAGUCAUGCAACUUUUGUACAGGACCUUCAGCCACAAAGUCUUUUCAAAUGCUCUCUACCGAGACAGACAGUGUCAAGCAACUGGAGCUUGGUGAGUUGACUUUGACUACGACCGAGGAAGAACGUCCCGUUGCUUUUGUGUUUUUCAAGACUCGUUAUGAUGCUCUUGUUGCAUCUGAGGUUCUUCAUACAUCAAAUCCUAUGUUAUGGGUGGCAGACUUGGCCCCAGAGCCUCAUGAUGUCUACUGGAAAAACCUGAAAGUACCUUAUCGCCAACUUUGGAUGCGAAAAAUAGCAACCCUUGUCGGUGCUGUUGCCUUCAUGUUUGUGUUUCUUCUACCUGUUACUGGCAUUCAGGGGCUGACUCAACUAAACACUCUAUCUAAGAACUUUCCUUUUCUAAGAGACCUCUUGAAAGCGGAUUUUAUGAAUAGGGUGAUCACAGGGUAUUUACCAAGUGUGAUACUGGUUCUAUUCUUCUAUACCGUUCCACCAUUGAUGAUGUACUUUUCAACUUUGGAGGGGUGUAUUUCUAGGAGUUUAAGAAAGAAAAGUGCAUGUAUCAGAGUUGUAUACUUCACCAUCUGGAAUGUGUUCUUCGUCAAUAUCCUAUCAGGUUCUGUUAUCAGGCAGUUAAGCAUCUUCUCUAGUGUGAAAGACUUACCUGCACAACUUGCUAAAGCAGUUCCAACACAGGCUGGCUUCUUCAUGACCUACUGUUUCACGUCUGGUUGGGCUGGUUUGGCAUGUGAGAUCAUUCAACCAGUGGGUCUUAUAUGGAAUCUGAUAUCAAGAGUUAUUAUCAAGAACAAGGAUGCCUCAUAUGAAACGCUUAGGUUUCCUUACCAUAUUGAAAUUCCUCGGCUACUCUUGUUCGGUCUCCUUGGCUUCACCAACUCUGUCAUAGCGCCUCUGAUACUACCGUUCCUGCUCAUCUACUUCUUUCUCGCCUAUCUUAUAUAUAAGAAUCAGGUAUGUAAUGAUCUCUGA